Messenger RNA from Arabidopsis arenosa, 2012 nucleotides. The record is from the annotation of a GenBank genome assembly. NCBI's taxonomy places the organism in Eukaryota, Viridiplantae, Streptophyta, Magnoliopsida, Brassicales, Brassicaceae.
GCUUCUCUGAUUUCGCCGUUUUUUCUAGUCGAUUCAAAAGUUCACUAACGACUUAUUGCUUUUCCGGUGAAGAAAUGACGCCGGAAGCUACGGAGACGGAGCGAUGGUGCGUCGUCACCGGUGGUAGAGGAUUCGCGGCGAGGCAUCUUGUUGAAAUGCUCGUACGCUACGAAAUGUUCAGCGUCCGCAUCGCCGAUUUAGCUCCGGCGAUAAUGCUUGAUCCUCAUGAAGAGAACGGAGUUCUCGACGAAGGAUUAAGAUCUGGUCGUGUUCAAUAUAUCUCCGCUGAUCUUCGAGAUAAAUCUCAAGUCGCUAAAGCUUUUCAGGGAGCUGAGGUGGUGUUUCACAUGGCAGCUCCAGAUUCUUCUAUCAACAAUCAUCAGCUUCAGUACUCGGUGAAUGUUCAAGGGACACAAAAUGUGAUUGAUGCUUGUGUUGAUGUUGGAGUAAAGAGGCUUAUUUACACUAGCUCUCCUAGUGUUGUCUUUGAUGGUGUUCAUGGUAUUUUGAAUGGUAGUGAAUCAAUGGCUUACCCAAUUAAGCACAAUGACUCAUAUUCAGCAACUAAAGCUGAAGGAGAAGAAUUGAUCAUGAAGGCGAAUGGGAGAAAUGGACUACUCACUUGUUGCAUACGUCCAAGCAGUAUAUUUGGUCCCGGUGAUAGAUUAUUGGUUCCCUCACUUGUUGCUGCUGCUAGGGCUGGAAAAUCCAAGUUUAUUAUAGGUGAUGGGAAUAAUCUCUAUGAUUUCACUUACGUUGAGAAUGUUGCUCAUGCCCAUGUUUGUGCUGAGCGUGCUCUAGCUUCAGGAGGAGAUGUUUCUACAAAAGCUGCUGGACAGGCAUAUUUCAUUACCAACAUGGAGCCAAUUAAAUUUUGGGAGUUUAUGUCACAGCUCCUUGAAGGACUUGGUUACGAGAGGCCAAGCAUAAAGAUCCCUGCAUUUGUCAUGAUGCCGAUAGCGCACCUGGUUGAACUCACAUAUAAAUUGUUGGGACCAUAUGGGAUGAAAGUACCACAACUAACACCUUCAAGAGUUAGGCUUCUCUCGUGCAGUAGAACUUUCGACUCUACAAAAGCAAAGGAUCGGCUUGGCUAUGCUCCUGUGGUGCCACUUCAGGAAGGUAUACGGAGGACGAUAGACUCAUUCUCGCACCUAACAGCUGGAAGUCAAUCUAAAAGAGAGGGCCCAUCCAAGGCUUCUAGGAUCCUUGGAGGCGGAAAGGUUGCUGAUACACUUCUCUGGAAGGAUUUAAAGCAGACUCUCAUUGCCAUAUUCAUUCUAAUCAGUAUCUAUUAUAACUUUGUUGCAACUGGGUCUACUGUUGUAACUGCUCUUUCGAAGGCUCUAUUGGUAGCAUCGGUAUUUUUGUUCCUCCAUGGCAUUCUACCAGAGAAAAUAUUUGGUUAUACAGUUGAAAAGAUUCCUGCAUCGCAGUUUCACCUCUCGAAAGACUCAUCACAAGACCUCUCAUUGUCAGUGAUCUCUUCAUGGAACACCACUGUAAAAGCUUUAAGAUCUCUUUGCCAGGGGAAUGAUUGGAGCUUCUUUUUCAAGGUGGUCUUGGUUUUGUUAGCAUUGAGUUUGGCUGGAGCCAUAUCUCUUCACAGCAUAUUUGUUAUAGGACUGCCCAUUGCCUUCAUUGCUUUUCUCGUGUACGAAAAAAAGGAGCAAGAGAUUGACUCAAUAGUGGUGAGUUUUAAAUCUUUCGCAUGCAAGCGGAAAUCUGAUGUGUAUGAGAAACUGUUCGGAAGCAAGAAACAUGACUAAGAACCCUUUUCUCUCUGCUUAGCAUUUGUACCAUUCUUUUGUUUCCAACGACCUGUCACUCUGGUUUGAGCUUUUUCAGGUAUUAUUAUUUGUGAAUCUCUUUUACUGAUUUUCUAAGUGGUCUUUGGUAACAUGCUUGGAGGAAAAUGGAUGUUGCUAGCUUGCUUGGUUUGCGAGAUGCCUAUUAAGUCCCCAGCAUUUGUCCUCUAACAUGAAAGUAAGCAUUAAAAAUCGGAUGAAUUU